GCGACCUUGUGCUGGCACUCACCGCAGAAGAACUGCAGGUCUGGGCCAGUGCGGAGGGUCUCAAGGGCGUGACUGUGCUGAUGCUCAAGCUGCGCCUACAAGGCAUCUGCGGACUUUCGAGAUUCCGACAGAGGAUCCUGGCGCGCAGCGCAGUGCUGCACGACGUCAUCCAUGUGCAGGCGCCCGGAGAGCUGCAGCUGGCACGCCUCCCUUUUGCAGAGGCCUCCAAGACAGAGAUCGCUGCGCUCCUCCUGGCGUGCCAUGAAGAGGACUUCGAUCUCGUGGACGAAAUCCUCCACAGGCCUCAAAAUCCAGAUCUCAGCAACGACAGGGGCUUAACGGCAUUGGUCGCUGCAACAGAAGUUGGCAAUGCAGACAUCGCCACCCUCCUGCUGGAGGCCAACGCGGACAAGAACUUGGUGGACAGUUUCGGAGCCACUGCUCUUUCCGUUGCAUGCGAAGGACGAUUUACACAGGUCGCGAACGUCUUGAUCGAGGCUCGUGCAGAUGUCAACAAGGCCAAGCUUCAGGGCGAAGCGCCCUUGCUGACGGCCUGCCGGAAUGGUGUGCAAGCCAUUGUUGAGAUGCUGCUGCGGGCCAGAGCCAACUUGAACCAGGUGAAUGACAACGGUGAGAGCCCGCUCUACCAUGCUGCGAAACAAGGUCAGUGGGGUUGUGCCCGCAUUCUAUUGGAAGCUGGAGCACAGGCGGAUCUUUGCAGCUCCAACGGGAAGCAUUCGGGUGGCACGCCGCUCUUUAUAGCUUCUUCCAUCGGCUCGCUUCAGAUCGUGGACUUACUCCUGCGUUUCCGAGCGGACACAGAGAAGGCCACCGACGCAGGAAGCACUCCGCUAGGAGUAGCGUUUGACAUCAACCGCCUGGAUGUGGUAAAGCUGCUCUUGGGGGCCGGUGCUGGCAAGAAGAUGAGCCGACCAGCCAGCAUCGUUCUGGACUUUGCGGCGAGAGCGCGGCCUAAGGAUCGUCUGCUUUGUGCUGCAGCUCGGGUGGGAGACCUUGAG
Messenger RNA from Symbiodinium necroappetens, 1019 nucleotides. NCBI's taxonomy places the organism in Eukaryota, Dinophyceae, Suessiales, Symbiodiniaceae. The record is from the annotation of a GenBank genome assembly.